Molecule: messenger RNA, 4389 nt
Organism: Plasmodium knowlesi strain H
Lineage: Eukaryota; Apicomplexa; Aconoidasida; Haemosporida; Plasmodiidae
Product: serine/threonine protein kinase, FIKK family
Exons: 2
Coding region: 1-4389 (1462 amino acids)
Biological process (GO): intracellular signal transduction; protein phosphorylation
Molecular function (GO): ATP binding; protein serine/threonine kinase activity
Source: RefSeq, a predicted model, not a curated record
AUGAUUGAGUCCACGGGAAAGGUUGAGUAUAGCAAGUCGAAGACGAUUCCCUGUGAUGGCAUCAAUGAUGAUGAUGAGGAGGAGGCUAGUAAGUACCUUCCCGUGAAGUAUGAAAAAACGCUAGACUUGGAAAAUGCGAAUCAGACCAGUAACGCGGUGGAUGAUAUGGAGAAGAAGUGUCAAGCCGAUGAAAUGAGCAACUCCGCAAAGGAGGCCAAAUCGAAGGAAAUAAAGUGUGUGAACAGUGGGAAGGAAGGAAAUAAGGUGAAUGUGUCGAAGUGCGAGAAGGUGCAGACUGAGGUAGAGUUCUCCAAGACAGACACCCUUGAUGGCGUCACCAUGGAUACAACCAGUGAAGGAGGCAUCCCUCUUUCUCUGAUUACCAAAGUAGGUGUGAAAAAGGCGUACCUUGGAAAUUCCCCUGAAUUUUCGAACCAAGCGGGAAAAGGAGGACUUCCGGAAAGUGGGGACCACAUGGAGGAAGAUGGAGACAACAUGUGCAUGGUUAGGAUGGAUACUGAGCUUUCUUCGAAUGGUAACAUGUACAAUAGAAAUGUUGUCAGUACGAAGUAUUAUGAAACCAUGGGAGGAAGUGGCACAGGUAGCAGCGGGAAAAGCAGGGAUAACGCAGAGAGCGUUUAUCCCAAGGAAUUUUCCUCCAUAGAGAGAAAAGAAGGCGAAGAAAGUUGUUCCCCCUACGGAAUGGACGCGGGUGGAAUGAAGAACAAUGUGGAGCGGGCUUCACUGGGGGCUCUAAGCGUGGGCACGUUUGCAACGGAUUGUAGCAACAUAUCAAAAGAGGAAAAGGAAAUAUUCGCGAAAAUGAUAGACGAUCAGACCAAGAAGAAUAUAAUUAAUGGUGGAAAUAGAAAUGGUGCAAAAGACAGCGAGCCUUUCUGUAUGGGCACGGGGAAUUUCUCCAUCCCGAGUAAGGACAACGCGUAUUAUACCAAUGCGUAUGUUCAUGGAAAGAACGACAACAGCAGUGAAGUUGUGCCGUAUAAUCAUGCAGAUAGUGUUGUGUGUGAAAAGGAAGGUGUACCUACUAAUCCAUAUUCGCAUGGUAAGGACAACCAGAUGGAAGUUACUAAUUAUUGCAUUGGCGGCACAGUCGCUAAUGGGGGAGGGAACCUACACGAUGGUGAUGGGAAGGAAAGAUUGGCCAACUAUCCCGAUAUGUUGAUGGGAAAUAAAUGGAGUGACAAUGUUCGGGGAAAUGGUUUUCAUGGAGGUGGUCAUGAUAUCCAAGACGAAGACAAGUGCAGCACAGAAGACGUAAUCUACAUGGGGAUGGAAACAAGUGGAAGUAGGGGAAAUCAAUACGAACGGGAUAGUACAGAUUGCCUAUAUGGAAAGAAGGACGAUUUGAAGGCAAUUGCUUAUCAUCAGGACAUUUUCAACGAUAUAGAAAAUAUGAAUGAUAGCACCACAGAAUGUUCCUCCUCUGUGAAGGACAUCCCUCAAUUUGUUGCUAAUCAUUCUGGAGUUUAUUCUAAUAGGGUAAUUGACAAGGAGGGUAUUGUCAUCACCUCGGGGCACUUUUCUUCCUAUACGGAUGCUAACAAUUUGGAGUUUAAAAAUUCUCCAUCCACGAAAAGUUUCCAUUUGGAGAAGGAAAAGCAGUUAAUUUAUGACAACAGGGGGAACAUCCCUGUGGUGAGUAAUGGCCCUAACUAUGUUGAAGAGGAGGGAGAAAAAAAUGUAUUUUCUGAACUUGUUGGAGGUGAGCCGAAUAAGGGCGGAAUGGGUGUUUACUUGGCAGGAGGUUAUAAUAAUGAGGCCCUUAUCCCACCAGGCCGAAAUAACAAUCUGUUGGAGAAGAAGUGUGUAAUGAGUGAGAAGAAGGUACAGGGAGGACCGAUUAGCAUGGAGGGUAGCACUCCUGUUGGUGAUAUGACAAGUAGCACCAAUGGUAAGGGAGGUAGUCGAAAUUACAACGCCAGUAAUAGGGAUUCCGUCCACGGCGAGGGGCACAUCCCCAACGAGGCACUAUACAAGAAGAAGAAUGAAACGACGCUAAUAAAAGGCCAACUACCUGAUUAUAGCAGAAAUGAAAAAAAUGAUGAAUCUUUGGAGGAAUAUUUUAAGAGUACAAUUCCGGAGAACAUUUUAAGGAAUAUAAAAUACGAGAACCCAGUUAGCACUUUUAAUGAUAUCGUAAGCAAUAAUACUCAUUAUGAUUUGACUAGCGAAUUGAGGAAGAGCAAUCCAACGAACACGUAUUAUGGAUCCGGUCGCAGUGGGGAUAUGGGGGGGAAUAAAAAUGGGGAAACGAUGAACAACUCUGGAGCGGCAGUUGCGAGCAUGGGUAUUAGAAGCAGAGGAGCAGUUGCGGAAGGGGCAGCUGUGGCGGGAGUACCGGCUAUUGGGGGAAGAGAUGCAUACCAUGUGCAAGCAGACAAGGGAGUGGAUACCCGGGAAGACUCGCAGAUGGCGCGAAGGCAGAACAACGGUAGUUACAACUACAUGGGCAAUAAUAACUACCACGGGAGCGGUUACAACGGGAACGGAUACAACGGGAACAGUUAUAAUGGGAACAGUUACAAUGGGAACGGUUACAACGGGAACGGUUAUAACGGAAUGGUUAACAGAAGCACGAGAGUGUGCAAUGAACCAGAAUCGAAUUACGCAUCAGGUAAGAGGUACUACAUGUUGCCGCCCAAAAAAUGUGAUAGCGUGAAGGAUCAGAAGAACCAGAUGCUGAUGAUUUCGAAGCAGAAAAUUAAGAAAAUAUGGAAUAAGUUUAAGAGCGGUGCAUCUAAAGAUCAGAACCUUAUUCCUACGUUCGAGAAUGAGCAAAAUUUGUUCCCCAACAUGGACGUUCUUCAUGCGUCGAAAAUGCAAGGGCAGGGGCUUAGCCAGAUGGGUUCACAAAUGGGAACUCAGAUAGGUGGCACCCAAAUGAACGCACAGAUAAACGCGCAUGGGACGCCGCAGAUGCAAGCACAAUUAGGUGUGGGCAUACACCCGCAGGUGGCAUCUCCACUGCAUACUCAACUAGCGGGACAUGUGCACAGCGAUUUUUACGGUGUGUCGGGUGGCUUCCAGACGUGCAACCAAGGAGGAGGAGGAGUGAUUGGCGUAGGUGGAGGUUCGUUGAUGAGCCCUUUCAAGGAAUGCAUAAGCAAGCCGAUACGUCGAGGGAGCAAUGUGAUAGAGAAACAAAUAAAAUCCAAGUGUAUAUACAACUGGAAGUUGGCGCAGAAAUCUCUUCUGAAAAUGUUACAUAGUGCACACAACUACUAUUUUAACGGAGUGCAAUAUGCAGAUUGGCAAUUGACAUCUAUCCCGACGUUAGGUUUUUCUAAGUCUAGUAACCGAGUGCAGCAGAUGUACAAAGCGGUGAUUCCUUCAAAGGAUGGGAGCGGUAAGAAUGAAGUGAAGCUGUUCUUGAAGAAGAUCCCUAUAUAUAUAUGGAUCAAACAGUACAACUUAAUGAAUGAAUACGAUGGAGAGUACGUAACAGAUGGGGAGAAUUUCGUCAUGGAGGCAACUUCCUUAGCCUUUUUGAAUGAGUAUCACCCAGGGAUAACUCCCAAGUUGCACCGAAUUUUAUACGAGCCCGAUGGGAAGGAACCAUCUGAGUACAACAUUCCACCUAAGUCCAUGUUUAACAGUUUAGCCUUGUUCAAUGAUAUUCUGACUGAACGCUUAAAAUGCAACAUAAGUGGCAACAUUGUUAUCGUAUCUGAAUUUUUCAGUGAAGACAUUUUAGAUUUUAUCGACCGAAGGCAGAAGAAGUUAAAUAUGAAAAUAAGCAACAAUGAGAAAAGCUACAUUCUAUAUCAGUGCUUGAAGUUACUAAUAAGAUUACAUGAUGCAGGUUUAUCGCACUUAGAUUUAACUCCAGAAAAUAUUUUAAUUUCCGAAAGUUAUGAGAUGCGUUUAUGUGAUUUGUCUAAAAGUACUCCAAUAUAUACGUACAAUUUGAGGCACGUAAAGGAUGUGAAUCGGUUGUAUUUGUUUGAGUCGUGUGAACCUACCAUUGCUAAAGGAGCUUAUAUGCCGCCCGAAUGUUGGAAGAUUUAUUGGAAAUAUGAUACGAUGAAGAUUAAGAAUCCGCUGAGGGAUUUAAAGAACAUCACCGAUCAGGAGAAACGGAAACAAUUUUACUUUGACGUAUCGAGUGCGGACAAGUUUAUGUUGGGUGUCUUUUUUUUUUGGAUAUGGACCAAUGGGAAUUUGUGGAAAUGCUCCGACCCGUUACAGGACGAAGACUUUUUCUACUUUGUCAAGUGCGACAUGAAUUUUGACAAGUUCGAGUUGACGCGCAAGUGGCCGAGCGAUCUGAAGAACAUCAUCAAGCAACUGUUACACGCGGAGCACAGGAAGAAGCUGAACCUGAAGGACCUGAGCAUGCACCCCUGGUGGUCCUGUAAGUUGCAGUGA